AUGAAUCUGGGGAAGAAAGUCAGCGUUCCAAAAGACGUGAUGAUAGAGGAACUCACCCUCCCAUCCAACCGAGGGUCUCGCAUGUUUCAGGAGAGGCAAAGGCGGGCUGAGAGAUUCACGCUGGAGAAUGCGGCCAACGGCGCUCACAAUGCCAUGAGUGCCCAUCCAGUGGCUGUUCCUCCCCCACAAAUCAUCCAAGCGCCACAGGGACGAAAAGAGAACCAAGCUUUCUCUCUCCGUAGUAAGCAUGGACAUCCUGGCCCCCUGAAGGAGAUUCCCCAUGAGAAGUUCAACACAACAGCGAUUCCCAGUACCUACUGGUCUCCAUGGAGGGAAGCUUUGCGCCACAAUUCGGAGCUUCUGGAAUCCCUCGAAACCCAGUUGCCCUUGCCACAAAAACAUCCAGUUGCCCACUACAGGUGCUUCAACAGGUCUCCCAUGCCUUUUGGAGGCACACUGUCCAACAAGAGAGUCUUCCCCAUUAUUAGUUUUGAGGCCCAGGAAUCCCAAAACCUCCCCGGUGCUGCUUUGGACCGGAUGUGUCAUCGGCCCAAUUUCAACAAAGCACCCAGGGGAUGGGGAGGUCAUCAGUGCCCCGAAUCUAAUGAACUAUGAAAAAGAUGACUAAUUAUCUUAAGACUGUAAUCCCUCUGUCAAUCAGCACCAACAGCAGCGUGGAGGGAAAAAAAAUCCCGCGUGGUAACAGUCGCUAAGGCUAAGUAAGGGACAUGAGCUAUAUGAUAAGGCAAUUGACAUAAAUCUAUGGGAAUACAAAAAAAUAAUA
This is a messenger RNA of Syngnathoides biaculeatus (alligator pipefish), 784 nucleotides long. RefSeq names its product myozenin-2-like. The record is from RefSeq and is a predicted model, not a curated record. Gene Ontology annotation, molecular function: actin binding; telethonin binding; FATZ binding. Lineage: Eukaryota; Metazoa; Chordata; Actinopteri; Syngnathiformes; Syngnathidae. Gene Ontology annotation, cellular component: Z disc; actin cytoskeleton. The transcript is spliced from 4 exons. Bases 1 to 615 code for a protein of 204 amino acids.